Molecule: messenger RNA, 7130 nt
Organism: Seriola aureovittata
Lineage: Eukaryota; Metazoa; Chordata; Actinopteri; Carangiformes; Carangidae
Product: endophilin-B2-like
Exons: 12
Coding region: 180-1382 (400 amino acids)
Biological process (GO): membrane organization
Cellular component (GO): cytoplasm; membrane
Molecular function (GO): protein binding
Source: RefSeq, a predicted model, not a curated record
UUGCAGUCCGGUGUUGUGGGCUCUUUAAGCGCAGGGCGGAGAGCAGAUUUCCGACUGUCCAUGAAGCGGAUUACGGCUCCAGUCCUACGUCUGCUGCUGCAUCAUCUCAGCUGAUCCGGAGGAUUUCCUCUUCAGGGAAACAAGCAGCGCUGCCUGUGUGCUCGGCUCAGCGCGGCGCCAUGGAUUUCAACGUCAAGAAACUGGCUUCCGAUGCGGGUGUCUUCUUCACCCGGGCAAUGCAGUUCACAGAGGAGAAGCUGGGCCAGGCGGAGAAAACAGAGCUGGAUCCUCACCUGGAGAACCUGAUCACUCGGGCUGAUGGCACCAAGAACUGGACUGAGAAGAUCCUGAGACAGACGGAGGUGCUCCUGCAGCCCAACCCCAUCGACCACACUGGUGCUCGAAUAGAGGAGUUCAUCUAUGACAAACUGGACAAGAAGCUUCCCUCCAGGAUGACCAACGCCGAGCUGCUGGGCCAGUACAUGCUGGACGCUGCCAAAGAGUUUGGUCCUGGGACGCCAUACGGUAGCACCCUGAUCAUAGUGGGAGAGUACCAGGUUAGACUGGGAGGAGCUGAGCGCGAGUUCCUGCAAACCUCAGCCACCAGCUUCCUCACUCCUCUACGCAACUUCCUAGAAGGAGACUGGAGGACGAUAUCAAAAGAGCGGCGGCUCCUGGAGAAUCGACGGCUGGAUCUCGACAUCUGCAAAGCACGUGUGAAGAAAGCCAAGCAGGCAGAGGCCAAAUCAGCGGCUGCACCUGACUUUCAGGAGACAAGGCCUCGAAAUUAUGUUCUGUCUGCCAGUGCAUCAGCGCUGCUGAGUGAGGAGGUGGACAAAGCAGAGCACGAGCUCCGUGUGGCUCAGACCGAGUUCGACAGACAGGCCGAGGUCACUAGACUGUUGCUGGAGGGAAUCAGCAGCACACAUCUCAACCACCUGCGCUGCCUGCAGGACUUUGCAGAGGCUCAGGCCACGUACUUCGCCCAGUGUCACCACUACAUGCACGAGCUUCAGAGGGAGCUGAGCAGACAUGACAACGCUGUUGGCGCCCCCAACUCCUCGGCCGCUGUCUGCCCGAGCCCCGUCUCAUCUGCUUUCCUGUCAGGACCGACACCUCCUGGCGCCGCAGUCACUUCCUCCUCCUCAGGCCAAAAGCCCAGCACGCUCGCGAUGGAGCAGACUCCGUUCCCUGUUACAGGCACCAGAAAGGCCAAGGUUCUGUAUGACUACGACGCCCACGAUGUCAGUGAGCUGUCCCUCUUGGCUGAUGAGCUGAUCACUGUGUACACCGUACCUGGGAUGGAUCCUGAUUGGUUGGUUGGAGAACGGGGAAACGAAAAGGGCAAAGUACCCGUCACCUACCUUGAACUGCUGAGCUAAUGGACCAACCACCAGACACACACACACACACACACACACACACACACACACACACACACACACACACACACUUGCAAAAACCUCCAUCUACUAUCAUGUGUGCAAUCAGUACAUUUAGUGUAUUCUCAUCUCAAGCACUUAUGCAAACCUGUGUGUGGGGAAAGUUUCUAUAAAUACAGACGUCUAAUGGGAGGAAAUGGCAGCAAACACUCGUGGCGGUUCAUGUGGGUCAUUGUAAGUUCCAGUAAUGUGUGAUGAGGCCACAGUUAAAGCUACUCUCAGUUUGUUUGGGUGUUUUUGUGUGAUGACUUUUCUAUGUGUUGUAACGCUGUACUCACCAGUCAUCGCUGAGAUCCGGGAAGACUGACAGGAAACACCAGUAGUCAGGUGUGAACAACAAGCCUGAUGCUCUAAACCAGUCUGGAGGGAAACUGGGACUUCCGGGUCCUGUUUCACACUUGUAAUACAAAUUAUUACAAAUCUUGGGACAUAACCAUAACGUAUGUCUGUGUAGAUAGGGAUUAUAUAGCCUUUAACAAACCCCAUCCCCAUGAGCCUGAAACCACAGGGAGGUGAGUGCACUGGCGGGGUGGGGCGAGGCAGAUUCGGCUUGCUCAGACACGUCUGUAGUAACAGCAGGACAUGGAGCAGCACAAGGUGUGAAGGGAGCGCUGGUAGAAGUCAGGAAUGUGGAAGAAAAAGUUGUUUUGAUGUGAGUAAGUACUGGCAGCUGUGAUUUCUUUGAGAUUGCACAAGUUUGUUACAGAAGCUGGUGAAAGAGUGGAGGUAACGUCAGGACUCUGCAAACUGUGUAGGCAUUGAUUAUGGGAUUGUGGGUAAUACAUGUAAUACGGCAGUUGGUGUGUGAUGGAAUUUAACAACAUAUACUCUGGGGUUUGUUUUCAACCUGUCUGAUGAUCGUGCUGCUUGUGUUUCUUGACCUGUCUGACUUCUCUUUAGUGAUGCACCAACAUCUCAAGGUCUCAGUGGUUAAAGCUGUGAGUUUAGUUACAGUCAAAAAAGGACCAAGGUGUAAUAAAGCAGAAUGAUCCUCCGUAGGAUAAAGUACUAUCUGUGAUCAAUUAUGAACGCUCUGUGACAACAAAACUGUUUUUCUGUUUCAUCAUCUGCUCUUAAAACUCAGCAAUACAACUACAAUACAGCUCUCAUCUGCUGAGAAGGACUUGAAAAUAAAGUGGAUCAAUAAUUCUGGAUGUUCACCCUCACAGAGCUGAAGCAUACAGUCUGGGAAACUCUGUUUGUGUUUUUGAAUGUGGAAGUUGAUUGGUAAACUCAGCAUUUUACCAGCGUAGUGGCUUUAUCCGUGGGCUGUUAGAGUGGGUAUUCCUUUAGUUGACUUUUCUUUUCAUGUUCUGUGAUCGUGCUUAGUCAGACUGAUGCGGGUGGUGUUGGUGAAGAGAGAAAAAGCAGUUAGCAUGUGCUUAACAUGUCCCAGGAUGGCUAGUUAGCUGAGAGAGCCGGCAGACAAUCACUGAAUGCAGAUACCAACACAGCUACUUUAUUCUGACCAUACAAAGGCAGGUCUCUAGUCAUAAAUGAACAGUAGAAUAUAGUAAUCAAUACACGUGGGUUGAUGUUCGAUAACAUCGAAUAUUGCAAUAUUUCCUGCCAUAUGCAAAUUGUUUUCACAAAAUCUAAAUAUUUCGCAGUUAAGCGCAGUUUAGCAGAGUCCAGCUGCAGACCCUCUUUUCACUGCUUUUCUCACCGUACGUUGUACCUUUGCAUGUUACAAAUAAAGUGUUGAAAUGCUGUUUAAUGGCAGCCUCACUUAUUACAGAAGAGAUUAAAGUCAGAAUUCUAAAAAAAAAAAGAAAGAAGAAUUUCACAUGUGGCCCUAAUCCACUUCUGUAAUUUACACCUGUAACAUGAAAUACAAUAAUAUAAUUAUGUAAAACCAAAAAAAAACAUCUGAAUCAUAAAAUCAAGCAUCAACCUCCUGCAGUUCCUCUAAUGACCACUAGAGUCUGGCUCCAACAGUGAGUCAGUCCCCAUAGACUCCCAUGUUAAAACAUCCAACUUUACAGCAGAAAUCAACAUGUUUACAGCCUGGUACAAAAACACUUUGGUCUCUACAGCUAAUUUCUUCCUUCAUGACAACUGUUUAUAUAACUCACCUGUUUACAUUUUAUUAACGCUUAAAGUUCUGAUAAUUGAGGACGUGGCCUGUUUGAGUGACAGGCUGAGAAUAUACGCCAAGGUCUCAGCUCCACACGCCUCUUCUUUGCCCAUUUUUGGAUUAGCUGGGAGUUAGGGGUGGAGUCAGGCACUGCCAAGAUGGCGACGGUAGAGCAGCUCAGUCUGAGCGUCAAAACCGCUCUUCAGAAACCUGUGGGUUUUCAUUUACAGUCUAUGCAUAAAAUACAUAAUUACAUAAUUAUAUUAUGCCCCCACCCUCCUGUGAUAAUAUUGUAUAUUGAGAUAUUUAGGCUCGUCUGUAUGAAGACAUUAAAUUUUGGAUAUCGCCCAAGCCCAUGACCAUAACCUUCACCAGCUGGUUUCAGGGAAGAGUUCAGUCCCUCAGAGCAGCACCGCCCCACACAUGUGCUCAGAGGGAGGCUCUACCUGUGGCUUUAUCACACUGGAACCACAUCACUAAACUCUGACUGAUUCUAGGCAGAGGCGGAAAGUCUUGCCAUAUUACAGUUUGUAUAACUUCCUUAAUAAAUGUGUCAACAGAUGAUUGGAGAGAUUAGAGGUGUAUUUAAAUUCAAGAAAACACCUCAGAGAAAUUUCUCAUCAGCCCCUAAAUGUUUGUAAAAGGCUUCUUUGGAUGGCUCACCAGUGAUAGUGCAAUAGUGUGAGUCGUAGCUGUGCAUAAUGUUGUAAGACUUUCAAAGAAAAUCCCCGGUGUGAUCUCUCAUCCCCACAUGCUAAUAAUAGAACCAGGGUGUAGUAGUUUAGUGUAACUGGAUCAUAGCUGGCAUGGAUGUUCAAGAUUCAUCAUUUCAAGAGGAUGAUGCUGAAUGUUUUGGUGACCCUCUGACCUUUCCUCAGGCCACACCCUCUGGUAUGUUAGUAACAUUUAAGAUAACACUCAGAAUGACAUUACAUUUGCUGAGUAAAUUCAUGCUUUCCUCUAGAGUCAUCCUCAGGACUCACUUCAUAUUUUUUGCUGUAACAUCUAAGUAUAUAUAUAUUUCUGGAGCCUGGAACCAGUUACAAGUGGGUGGGUCAGCUCUUUCCCACUUCAUUUACCCUGUGCAUCAUCAGAUUCUACCAUUGUGCACAACCAUUGUGUGUAAAAAACAACAACAUUUUGUCUCCAUUUUGCCUCUGAAUAUCUUCCUCUAAAUUGCUAUUUUAUAUUGAUUCUACGUCGUAGACACUGUAAAAGUGAAAAAUAAACAUAAAACAUACUAUAUACAAAGUUCACAAUACAAUAAAAGUUCAAUCGGCUGUGCGUGACGUGUAAAAUCCCAAUCUGCGGUAAAAGUCUCUUGUACUUACGCACGAGUGUAGUACCGCAAGGAAGCAAGUCUCAUAGGAGUGAAAGUAGCAGUACCACCAAACGCGCUAGAUGGCAACAAGAGACCAUGCAUGAAAUUCAGUCUUGGGGCUCAGUCUCUGUUAUCAUUACCGCAAAAGGGCAAGGAAACAAUAUCCAUUGCUUUUGAAUAGAACCGUUUCGGAAUAUGUUGGAAUAUAAAAUGAGAAGUUUGGUCCCGUGUUUGCUUUUGGGCUGACAUGAGCUGGUUAGCUCCGGCUACGCUUUGCUUGCUAUCAAUGGAAAGAGUAGCUUCUCUUGUUUCAUACCACACCCAGCAUGGUGGAGGGAGACAGCGGAUUACAUGUACCGCCACGUUUUAUUUCAACUGUCCGUUUACUUUGAUAGGGGUCUUAUUUUGAAACAGAAAUAUUCUUUGGACUAAAUACACUUGGGCUGUUGUCUUGGUAGCAUCAAAGCCUCGUCUUUGAGAAGCGUUAGAAAAAGAGACCACCACAGCUUCCUAUCAACUUUUUGACAGAGCCUGGUACCAGGUCCGUCAGGCUUAAAAGAUACAGUUAAACAUCAGUUAUAGAAACUUUAGCUUCAGUAAUGGGUCAUAUUGACUGAGUGAAAUACAAAACAUGGAAGAGGUUUAAUUAUUAGAAGGAUUUGAAUCAGAUCCUGUAGAUGGGACUGCAUCUCCCCGAAUAUGGUGACGUGCUACAGGGCUGAAGAGCGACACGAAACUAGCUGCAGAAGGAAGCGCACACAUCUCCCUCACCUGUGUUGUUAGACCAGGAGAAAGAGGAGGAUAAUGGUUAAAGUUAGACGUCAACCACAUUCUCUGUUCUCUCAGGUUUAUCAGCUGAAAACCAAAUACACAUCUCUGACACUGCUCUGCUAAGCAAGCCAUUAGCUAACGGUCAUGUAUGGUUGUAUGGUGAACGUUUAGCUGGUCACCUGAAAUAAAGCCUGUGGUUAACACAAGUUCACAUUUUAAUCUACAAUAUAAAAUCAGUCAGUAAAUUCCUCCAGUCCUGAUUUCUUUAGGCCUUUACGUCUCGGUUGCUAACAAGUGUCUAACUGAGACUACAGAGGUUGUCGGGGACGUUAAACAUCAUCACGUUGAACAUGAAAACUGAUCUACUCUCCAGUCCACCUUUACAGCCUCGUUGUGUUUGUACAAACUGUCUCUAACUCCGUCAGAGGAAAGGCUUUGGAAGAAGAGGUCAGAGCUGAAUCAAACUACAAGCUGAAGUUUAGUGGGGGUGAGGCUGAAGUCAUGUGACCGUGGCGUUUGAUUGUAUUUAGGCUUCAAACAUGACUCGGUGUUCAUAAGUGAAGAUGAUCCUGCUGAACAAAAGCUGACAGGAUCGUUAACUGUUGUUCAUUUUCUCUAAUAAUCUAAAAGACAGUGGAAAAAUCCUAUUGGCUUUUUGUUGAGGGAACCAGGGGGAUGAUAACCUCAGGGUAGGACUACAAAAACACAUCAUCCUUCAGCACUCUACUGCAUAUGGUCGUCUAAAUAGUCCACCUGAAUCCUCGAACGAGGUCGCCAUUUACCAUGAUUUCAAGCCCCACCCAUUUGGAGCUCACUUCCUGGUCUAUCCCUCUCAAAAUCAAAAUUAUCAUCAAUGUUAUUUGCUCUAUUAGUAUUUGUUGUGGUCAUUGCAGCUUCCUGGAGCCUGCAGCAAUGCAUUUUUUUCCAAUCUUCUUUAUAACUUACUAGAUGUUUGAGUGUUGAAGUCUUUCUUUACCAUGAUUACAGUAGUUUGACAAACUACCUCAAGGUCAAAUAUAUCAGUUUGUUUCCGGAGCUUUCCGCUGUAUAAACAUGGAUGGCAUCCGGGCAAACUUCUUUCUACUUAUGCAAAAAAAGAAAACAGUUGAAAGCUCCAGGAAAAAAAACUUUUAAGUUGACCUUGAGUUCUGAUUAUUAUGUUACACUGUUGAAUAUUCGUUUUCUUGCAUAAGCAGGCUACCUGACAAUGUUAACACCACAUUAGAUGACUGAAGAUCAUAUUUGUAGCAUGAAAAUUAUAGAAAACUAGUUGCUCUAAUUUGAUAAAACACCCCAUUUCCUGUAUGUGUUUGUACGUAUGUGUAAAUAAAUUCAGGAUUUCUAAUCACAGUCGUUUUAAGAGCUGUGUUUCCAGUCACCUUCAUGUUUUUAUUUAGUUUGUUGUUACUGUACAUGGCUUUGGGAUGGAGGAGGGACUUAUUGUCAUCACAUUUUUGCUAUCCUCCAAUUUAUGGCCACUGGUUUGAUGUACAAUAAAUAUGCAUGUGUGUUACAGAAA